CAAGUCUUAUCACCAACACAAAAAAUCACACGGAAAAGUUGAAACCCCGCGUUUUCUCUCUCAUCUUUCUAUCUCCCACGGCGUUUACCAGUCUCUUGUCUGCUACUCUGCUCUCUCUCUUUCUCUCUCAUCACCGCCGCCGGCGAUUUCAUUUCACUUUCUUCCCCAUUUCCUGAGCUCUACCAAAUUGCGCCGGUGCGUUCCGAAAGAUUAGGAAAUUCCAACGGAUUACUGUUGCUACUUCAAUUCUGCCUUUGAGCAAUUGGCGUACCGCUACAUGGAUCGAGCUCGACCUUGGAAUCGAGAUGCAUCGGUUACCUUCGAUCUUGGUUCCUAAGAAGCGCAUGGACUCCAAGUCAAGACGCGGAUCUAAAUCAGCUGCCGCCAAGCCUUCGCCGAAGCUCGAGCGCAGCAUCGCUCUGAGGAAUGUCGACUACGAGCCGUCUACCUCAUCUUCUUCCGGGGAUGGCUCCACUUCCCGUACUGGCCGGUCGCUGGAGCUGGACAGUAAGUGGAGCCGAUCGCUGGAACUGGACGGCAGUAAGAGUAUCCGAAUCGACGGCUCCGGUGGCGAAAUUGACGAUGUUUUCAGAUGUUUGGCCCGUUUGGGGGUUUCUAUGGAGGACUUCGAGAUUCCCGUCGCUAAAUUGGAGGCCUCGAAUUCGAGCUCGUCUUCGGAUACCCCUCCCCCUGUUAAAGAUAGUCUGAGAAUUGAGGCUGAUGAUUCUGAAAAUUCUAAGAUUCGUAUUGAAAGUAAAAGUCAUAUUGAUUGUGAUAUUGGUGGCAUCGUCUCGUGCCAGAAGGCUGCGGUUUGUGGAAUAGUAAGUAGAUUAGGUGAUAGUGUUAGGAGUAAUAAUGUCAUUUCCAAUGAAACCGAGCCUUCCAUAUUAAUUCCUUGUAAUGAUGGUGGUGGAGGCAUUAAAGGUGCCAGGCCUCCUAUUCUGGCUCCUCCACCGUUUAGGUCAUUACCAGUCCCUGAUGAUGCAUGUUCAACGUGGGAUAUUGUGAAUUCGUUUGGGCCCAAGGAUGACGGGGAAUUGGGUUUUACGCUUCGAACCCUUCGGGGUGUUCAGAAUGAUGCCGGGGAAGAUGAGGAGGUGGAAAAUGAUGUAGGGACAAGAAUAAUGAACGGUGUGCUCUCAGCAUCAUGUUCAUUUACCUCAAAUUCUAACGAUGAUGAUUGUUCUAGCACCACCACUGAGCCUAUGUCUGUCGUCUCUCCGAAUGGAAAAUACAUGCGCAUUAUUACGGGUUGGCAGAAGGGUCAACCCUUGGGAAGUGGAUCAUUCGGAACAGUCUAUGAAGGCAUUGCAGAUGGUGGCUUCUUUUUCGCGGUGAAGGAAGUGUCUUUGCUUGAGCAAGGUGAGGAGGGAAGGCAACGCAUUUACCAACUUGAACAGGAGAUUGAUCUCUUAAGGCAGUUUGAACAUGAGAACAUCGUCCAAUAUUAUGGUACAGAGAAGGAUGGUUCAAAACUAUAUAUUUUUCUUGAGCUGGUAUCUCAGGGAUCACUUUUGAAGCUGUAUAAAAAGUAUAAGCUUCAAGAUUCCCAGGUAUCUGCUUACACAAGGCAGAUUUUGCAUGGGCUGAAGUAUUUACACAAUCAAAAUGUUAUCCACAGGGAUAUUAAAUGCGCAAACAUAUUGGUGGAUACUACUGGGUUAGUAAAACUUGCAGAUUUUGGCCUUGCAAAGGCCACUAAACUGAAUAAUGUGAAGUCUUGCAAGGGCACUCCCUUCUGGAUGGCUCCUGAGGUUGUUAAUCCGAGGAGUGGUGGCUAUGGUCUUUCUGCAGACAUAUGGAGCCUUGGCUGCACUGUCUUGGAGAUGCUUACAAGCCAGUUCCCUUACUCCACUCUAGAAAAUCCCAUGCAGGCACUGUAUAAGAUUGGACAGGGUGAGCCACCUCAUGUGCCUAAUACGCUCUCAAAGGAUGCACGAAACUUUAUACAUAAGUGUCUUCAAGUAGACCCAAAUUGUCGUCCAAAUGCUUCUCAGUUACUGGACCACCCAUUCGUGAAACGACCACUUACCUCAUCCUCAGGUUCAGCUUCUCCUCGCUAUAUAGGCAGGCGGCUUUGAGAAGUGUUGCUGCAAGUACAAAUGAUGGCUAUGCUGCUUCCCCAGAGGCACCGUGCUUGAGCUGCUGGCUGGCUGGCGCUAUUUGAUUUCGGCUGUGAAUAAAUGUUACCACGGUUGAGGCUAGGUUGUUGGCAGUUGUGAGAGUAUAUUUUUAUUAUUUACAAUUCUUUUUACGUUAUAGUUAGUGUGGCCUAUUAUUUGUUUUUUUGUCCCUGGUUUUUCAUGGGUCUUAGAGAUCAAAUGUCAAAGUAUGAAUUGUAUAUAUGUAGCUAGGCUUUGUCUUUGGGUGAGAAAUGUAGAUUUUCUUGUACGAUUAGGGUGUUUAAUUUAUUGUAACUUGUUCAAAUUAGCAAUUUAUAUCAUGGAUCAGGGUUCACAUA
Molecule: messenger RNA, 2461 nt
Organism: Ipomoea nil (Japanese morning glory)
Lineage: Eukaryota; Viridiplantae; Streptophyta; Magnoliopsida; Solanales; Convolvulaceae
Product: mitogen-activated protein kinase kinase kinase 1-like
Exons: 10
Coding region: 306-2081 (591 amino acids)
Biological process (GO): protein phosphorylation
Molecular function (GO): protein kinase activity; ATP binding
Source: RefSeq, a predicted model, not a curated record